AUGAAUUCAUCUCAUCCAUUGUCGGAUAGCAAAGCAAAAUUCCGAGCAGAAGUUGAAAAAAGUGGACUUCAGUAUACGUUCAUUUUCACCGGGCUAUUCUAUGAAUUUCAUAGCUGGAUAGGGUUUGACAUUAAGAAGAAGAAGAAGGCCACAGCUCGUAUCAGAGUUACUGGCGCCACCUUGUCAUUCAAUGAGUUGCUUAAAAGGUUUGAAAAGGCUCCAAGUGGGAAGUUGUUGAAGAUAGGGAAAUACGAGAACGUUACUGAACUAAGUUCCCUUACCUUGCAGAUAAUGAGUUCACAAAAUCCUUGA
Messenger RNA from Funneliformis geosporum, 312 nucleotides. The record is from the annotation of a GenBank genome assembly. Lineage: Eukaryota; Fungi; Glomeromycota; Glomeromycetes; Glomerales; Glomeraceae.